Molecule: messenger RNA, 771 nt
Organism: Amphibalanus amphitrite
Lineage: Eukaryota; Metazoa; Arthropoda; Thecostraca; Balanomorpha; Balanidae
Product: translation machinery-associated protein 16-like
Exons: 5
Coding region: 155-748 (197 amino acids)
Cellular component (GO): nucleus
Source: RefSeq, a predicted model, not a curated record
ACAUUGGUACCGCGCAAACCACGCGUCGAAUGUCGUUCAUCGAAGUUGUCCACGCGGUGGUUAUAGAGCUCCUCCGAGAAGAAUGUAUAUAAUUUGACAUUUGAAAUAUUAAGAAAUUAAGAAGCAAAGAAUCUCUUGAGUAGCACACAACAUAAUGGGCAAGCUUGAGAAGAAAAAAGAGCCCAAGCUGGUUCACCCCAAUAGUAGAAAGGCUGCUGCAAUUGUGAAGAAGAAGAUAAAGACAGCGCGCAGGGAGCAGAAGAAGGAGCGCGGACACCAACACCUGAGGUUGCUGUCAGAGAGGCUCGUCUGGUUCAGGGACAACCUGCCAGCUGAAAAACAGAGGUUCACGGUGGAGCAGACACAUCAGCUCAUUGAACAAUAUAUCGCGCGCCACACUGCUGAGCUGGAGCAGCUGAGGGGUCGUGCUGCACCCCGGGGACCCGCCGGACGGCGCGCCAAACCCCCUCAGAGGCUGGCCGCACUGGAGGCUACCCUGCGUGCUGAGACAGACGAAUUCACACAGGGCGGCAUUGAGGUGGCUGACCUAACCAACGAGGAGGCUGUUCUGUACCUGCGCGCGUGGGACGGACAGGUCAAACUGGUUCCGCAGAUCAAGACCCGACGCUUCAUCCGUGGUCGCCUGGCGGAACCAGCAGCAAACAAAGCUUCGGAAACUGGCCAACAGAUGGCAGAAGAGGCUGUCAGCGGCGAGUCUGAGACCGAGGAGAUGAACGGCGAUAGCUGAUAACAAAUAUAGAACGACAUAUG